Ochotona curzoniae (black-lipped pika) is the source of this 1113-nucleotide messenger RNA. It is a transcript of the gene YIPF7, whose product is annotated as Yip1 domain family member 7. Gene Ontology annotation, biological process: vesicle fusion with Golgi apparatus; endoplasmic reticulum to Golgi vesicle-mediated transport. The coding region runs from base 98 to 856 and encodes 252 amino acids. NCBI's taxonomy places the organism in Eukaryota, Metazoa, Chordata, Mammalia, Lagomorpha, Ochotonidae. The transcript is spliced from 8 exons. Gene Ontology annotation, cellular component: trans-Golgi network; membrane. The record is from RefSeq and is a predicted model, not a curated record.
AAACAUUAUUGCCUCUUCAGGAAAUUCAGACGGAGCAACUUACCCGCCCGAGAGCGAACAACGCGGCAGUGAAGGAACGACUGAGGAGGAGCCCAGGAUGUCAAACUGGGGGCAAUUUGACCCUGAUUUUUACCAAUCUAAUUAUACCAUCGAUAAUCAAGAGCAGAUUGCUGAUGAUUCUGAAGCCUAUGGAUCUAGAAGACAACCCGCCAGCGAACAAGCUCAGCCUGCCUCUUUUGUUCCACCGGAGAUGCUCAUGACGUCAGGCUACACGGGGCAAUUUUUUCAGCCAGUAUCCAGCUCUGAUUACUAUUCACAGUCUCCUUAUAUAGACAGCUUUGAUGAAGAACCUCCUUUGCUAGAAGAACUUGGAAUCAAUUUUGAUCACAUUUGGCAAAAAACCUUGACGGUAUUAAACCCAAUGAAGCCAGCAGAUGGCAGCAUCAUGAACGAAACGGAUCUUACCGGGCCCAUCCUUUUUUGCAUAGCCCUGGGAGCCACCCUGCUUCUGGCAGGAAAAGUUCAGUUUGGCUACGUAUAUGGUAUGAGUGCCAUUGGCUGCCUUGGGAUUCAUGCCUUGCUGAACCUGAUGAGCUCUUCAGGGGUGUCAUAUGGCUGUGUGGCGAGUGUGCUAGGAUACUGCCUGCUGCCCAUGGUCAUCCUCUCCAGCAGUGCCAUCUUCUUUUCAUUGCAGGGCACCUUUGGGACCGUGGCAGCCUUGGUCAUCAUCGGCUGGUGUAGCCUUUCGGCCUCUAAGAUCUUCAUUUCUGCCUUAGACAUGGAAGGACAGCAGCUUCUCGUUGCCUACCCUUGUGCCUUACUUUAUGGACUGUUUGCUCUCCUGACAGUUUUUUGAAGACUGUUUGAGAAGGUGUUGCAAUUUUCAGUUUGUUUGCUGUACAAAUUAUCCUGGAAAUGUGUUAGCAUUCAAAUUUGGUGAUAUGUUUCUCUUUUUAUUGCUGUUGAGAGAGUAACAAGCAAAGAGACAAAUAGCAGUUAAGGACGGUGCUCUAAUAGCCUAUUUGGUUGGAAGGAUAUUUUGCUUCUCGUUUUGGUGCAGUAGAACUUUUAAAAAUAUUCAAGAAUAAAAAAGGUAUGUAGUUGCCGUACAAA